GUGAUUUGGUACACAGCUCACGUGUUCGAGGUCGGUAAUGACCCGGAAGUGACGUCACCGGCCCUUUUCAGAUCGAGGCCGGCAAGAUGGCGGCGGACACGCAGGGACAGGUUUCAGAUACACUGAAGAGGUUUGCUGUGAAAGUCACGACAUCCAGCGUCAAAGAGCGUAAAGAAGUUCUUGGAGAGCUGAAAGAAUGUGUGAAAGGGAAAGAUCUUCCUGAGCCGGCCAUCAAAGGCUUGUGCAAACUCUUCUAUCUCACCCUUCAUAGAUACAAGGAUGCUGCGUCCAGACGAGCAUUGCUCUCGGUCAUCGAGGUGCUGGUCCAGUCGCAGCCGGACGCCAUAGCAACCAACCUUCCCUCUGGCCUGCUGAGCUGUGGGGUGGUCAGCAAGGGCGUGAUGCCUGGGAAGAGCACGGCGUCGGGUGCCUGCUGCGCCCUGCCCUGGACCUGUCUGAUCGUCUGGACCGUCUUCCCCACCCCAGACAGAAGAGAAGGAUCCAACUGGAAAAAACUGGUUGAGGUUCAGAGUUUGCUGUUUGCAGAGGCGGUGGGCGGAGCUUCAAGGAAUGCUCUCAAGUCAAUCAUUAAACGCUUUAACAGACUGUGGAAGGAGAACCCGGGUCUGGCGGAUCAGUACAUGAGCAGUUUGCUGAGUUUGGAUCAAAACUGCGUUUCUUUGCCUCUGCUGGGCUUGUGUGUGGAUUUCUGCACAUCACAGAAAGACAUCAACACGAUCAACAAACACAAGGCGGCUCUGUUGGAUCUCUACAUGAAGACCGUUCUCAUGAGUAAGACCAGACCACACCAGCACAUACUGGAGAAGAGCGGCUCCAUUCUGCGUCACGUGUCUCACUCGGAGUUUAAAGAACACCUGCUGCCCACCCUACAGAAAGCUCUACUGCGCAGCCCUGAGAACUCCAUACACACUAUCUCCUCCAUGUUGGCGUAUCUGACUCUUGAUCUCAGUCAGUACUCGCUGGACAUCGGGAAGGGCAUCGCUAGUCAGCUGAAGGCAAAUAAUCCCGAGUUGAUGGAGAAAUCAGUGGAAGCGCUGGAGAAUCUGGCCCAUCAGUGCAGUGACGGCAGCGCUGUCCAGGACCUGGUCAAACAUCUCUUCAGCAUCCUCGGAGGUUCAGAAGGAAAGCUCACGGUGGUUGCCCAAAAGAUGAGCGUUCUCUCAGGAAUCAGAAGUUGCAGUCAUCACGCCGUGUCUGGUUCGUCCUCUCAGUCUCUGAGCUGCAGCGUGACCGUGAUGUUCACACCGUACCUGCAGCAGGAAGUCCACGAGGGGACGCUGGUGCACGCGGUGUCGGUGUUAUCUCAGUGGACGGACCGCUUGACUCUGGAGGUCCCAUCGGAGCUGAGAGAAUGGUUUAAAAAAGCCUUCACGCUCAAGACGUCAACGUCUCUGGUGCGCCACGCGUACCUGCAGGCCAUGCUCGGGGCUUUCAAGGGUGACACGCUGAGUCAGGCGGUCGACUUCCUCCCUCUCCUCAUCCAAACGGUGGAGAAAGCUGCCGCCCAGAAUACCCAGCAUGCACUGCUGUCAGAGGCGGUGGCCGCCGCCGUGCUGCUCUGUCGUCUCUCUAUGCUGGACUCUGUGUCUGAAGCGAAGCUGACGUCCUUUUGGAAUCUGAUUCUGGAUGAGAAGAAGCCUCUCUUCACCACAGAGAAGUUUCAAUCGCAGGCCAGCGAGGAAGCUCUCUGUACCGUCCUGCAUCUGUGUGAGAGACUGUUCCUGGACCAGCCACAGAGACUCACCGACAGCAAAUCACAAAUGUAUCAUCAGGCCGCUGUGGCGGCUCUACUGUCACGUCUGUGGCGUGUGCGCAAACGUGCUCAACAGACCGUGAAGAAGCUCCUGUCCUCUCUGGGAGGCUCCGGCCUGGCCCACGGCCUUCUGGGAGAACUGCGUGUGGUCAUCAACAAACACAAGAUUCUGCCGUCAGAUGUUCUUCAGACAGAAACGGGGGAGCUGACCGAGAUCGGACGCUCAUACGUGGCUCCUCGGACCCUGCUGGACGCUCUGAGCGUGAUCUGCUCAGCUGCCGCCAAGUGGUACGACCAGACAGAGGCAGAAAAACUGGCUCUGGAUAUUCUCAUCGUUACCCAUCAUCCCUCUGUCGUGGCCAUGAGGUCUGAGGUGUGGCCGUGUCUCCUGUCCAUUAUGAAGAUAGAUGCUGUUGAAUUCAUUGACAGACAUAUGGAGGUCAUUCUACCUCGCCUGUUGGAUACAAACGCGGACAAUCGGGCUGUUCAGAACGCCGUCGGCUCUCUGUCGGUCCUGUCCCCCACCAACCUGCUUCCACGUGUUAUGGAUCAUGUGACCCAGCGAUUGUCCAAUCCAGCGCUGAGGCUGGUGACACGUCAGGAAUAUGCAAUCAUGCAAACGCCGGAGGGUGAACUGUAUGACAAGAGCAUCAUCAUGAGCGCGCAGCAGGAGAGCACGAAGAAAGCCAACAUGAAGCGAGAGAAUAAGGCGUAUUCCUACAAAGAGCAGAUCAUAGAGCUGGAGCUACAGGAGGAAAUAAGGAAGAAGAAGGGAAUCAAAGAGGAGAUUCAACUAAGCAGCAAACAGAAGGAGAUGAUGCAGAAUCAGCUUGAGAAAGAGUCCAGCGUCCGCAAGAGACUACAGGAGUUGGACAUGGAGUUGCAGUGUGCAGUUGGUCUGUUAGAAGCGUCUCUGGCCCAUCGUCCGUCUCUGAUCUGGAUUCAUCUUCCAGAAGUUGUGCAGGUUCUUCUGCCCCUCCUGCAGUCUCCUCUGGCCGCUCCUCAUGUCAAAGAGGUCUUUCUGCACGCCGGCAUCUGUCUGAUGCUUAAAGAACUCCACUAUCUGGCGGUUCUUGUGGGUCAGGUGACUUUGCGACAGCUGAAGCCGGAGUGCGAGCUGGACCCCGCAUGGGCUCAAGAAGAUCUGAACACAGCGACCCAGCGCACCAUCUUACUGCUGCACGCACACACAGUAGCUCAAAGAGAGAGCAAAACCGGCUCAGAUGUUUGCGCCCUGUCGGCACCGGCGUUCUCCUUCUGCUUCCCGCUGCUGCAGACCGUGUUGAGUCAGAGCAGCGGAUCAUCCGAAGAGUCCGAACUGAUGAUGACACACGUGCUGCAGAUCAUCAACACGCACGCGCAGCUGCGAGCACAGUCUAAUGACAAUGACGUGCUUAUAGAUGAGAACGGUCCAGAGCUGCUGCCCAGAGUUCAGAUGCUGCUGCUGUUGACUAAAGUGAUCGGCACAUCCACACCACGCCUUCAGGUUCUGGCUUCGGGCUGUUUGACGGCUCUGUGUACCAGCGCUGGAGGACAGAUGGGCUGCGCUCUCGCCGAACAGCCUGAGAUUGACGUUCUGCUGGACGCGUUACUGUCUUCAUGUUUCUCAGUGAGAGACGCGGCACUGCGGGGUCUGUUGGAGAUGGAGUUGGCGUUACCCACGGACGGCUCGGACGCCAGCGGUCUGAAGGUGCUGAGGAGACUGUGGGUGGCUAAAUUCGAUGUGGAGGAGCAGGGCAGAGUUCUGGCUGAGAAGAUCUGGCAGACUCUGUGUCUGGAGCUCGUGUCUGAUCUCUGUCCGCUGCUGAUCGAGGACGUCAUCCAUCACGUGGAGGUUGUGAGGUCGGCGGGCGCGGAGGCUCUUUCCAGUGCCAUCAGCCAAUACCUGGACCAAUCUACCACGGUUCUGAGCCGGCUCACCGAACUCUACCAUCAGAAACUCUACAGACCUCCUCCAGUUCUUGAUGCUCUGGGACGUGUCAUUUCUGAAUCUCCGCCGGACCAGUGGGAGGCCAGGUGUGGCAUUGCUCUGGCUCUUAACAAACUGGCUCAGUACCUGGGUGAGAGUCAGGUGACACCUCUCUUCCUGUUCUUCGUGCCGGACGCUCUGAACGACAGACACCCGGAGGUGCGCCGAUGCAUGCUGGAUGCUGCACUGUCCGCCCUCAACACGCACGGCAAGGACAACGUGAGCUCUCUGCUGCCUGUGUUUGAGGAGUUCCUAAAGAGCGCCCCGCAGGACGCCAGCUACGAUUCUGUGCGACAGAGCGUGGUCAUUCUCAUGGGUUCACUGGCCAAGCAUCUGGACAAGAGUGACCCGAAAGUUAAACCCAUCGUGGCUAAGCUGAUCACGGCCCUUUCUACACCCUCACAGCAGGUCCAGGAGUCAGUGGCCAGUUGUCUGCCGCCUCUGGUUCCAGCUAUAAAGGAAGACGCUGGUGGGAUGGUGAAGAAACUUCUGGAGCUCCUGCUCGAGAGUGAUAAAUAUGCCGAGCGGAAAGGUGCCGCGUACGGGCUGGCCGGUCUGGUCAAAGGUCUGGGAAUCCUGUCGCUCAAACAGCAGGAGAUCAUGAGCACUCUGACCAACGCAAUUCAGGAUAAGAAGAACUCCAGACGCAGAGAGGGAGCUCUGUUUGCCUUCGAGAUGUUGUGUAACAUGCUGGGGAAGUUAUUCGAGCCGUACGUGGUCCAUGUUCUUCCUCACCUCCUCCUGUGUUUCGGGGAUGGGAAUCAGUAUGUCAGAGAGGCUGCAGAUGAUUGUGCCAAAGCCGUGAUGAGGAACCUGAGCGCUCACGGUGUGAAGCUGGUCCUGCCUUCUCUGCUGGUGGCGCUGGAGGAGGAGUCCUGGAGAACCAAAGCAGGUUCUGUGGAGUUGUUGGGUGCGAUGGCUUAUUGCGCCCCUAAGCAACUCUCCUCGUGUCUGCCGAACAUCGUGCCCAAACUGACCGAGGUUCUGACGGACUCUCAUGUGAAGGUCCAGAAGGCCGGUCAGCAAGCUCUCCGACAGAUCGGCUCGGUCAUCCGUAACCCUGAGAUUCUGGCGAUCACGCCCAUCCUGCUGGACGCUUUGACCGACCCGUCUCAUAAGACGCAUCACUGCCUACAAAUGCUGCUGGACACAAAGUUUGUGCACUUCAUAGACGCUCCGUCUCUGGCUCUGAUCAUGCCCAUCGUUCAGAGAGCGUUUCAGGAUCGAUCCACCGACACACGCAAGAUGGCCGCACAGAUCAUAGGAAACAUGUACUCGCUUACCGACCAGAAGGAUUUGUCUCCAUAUCUUCCCAGCGUGAUUCCAGGACUGAAAACGUCUCUGUUGGAUCCCGUGCCAGAGGUGCGAACCGUCUCGGCUAAAGCUUUGGGUGCUAUGGUGAAAGGGAUGGGCGAGUCCAGCUUUGAGGAUCUGCUGCCGUGGCUGAUGGAGACGCUGGCUUCAGAACAGAGCUCUGUGGACCGCUCCGGUGCAGCUCAAGGUCUGGCUGAGGUGAUGGCAGCGCUCGGUGUGGAGAAGCUUGAUAAACUCAUGCCGGACGUGGUGCAGACGGCCAGUAAACUGGACAUCGCCUCUCAUGUCAGAGAUGGAUACAUCAUGAUGUUCAUCUACCUCCCGCUCACGUUUGGAGAGAAAUUCACGCCGUAUGUGGGUCCCAUCAUCCCCUGUAUCCUGAAGGCUCUGGCCGAUGAGAACGAGUACGUGAGAGACACGGCUCUGCGCGCAGGUCAGCGUAUCGUCAGCAUGUACGCUGAGACCGCCAUCGCUCUCCUGCUGCCAGAGCUGGAGCAGGGUCUGUUUGAUGAUCUCUGGAGGAUCAGAUUCAGCUCGGUGCAGUUGCUAGGAGACCUGCUGUUCCACAUAUCCGGUGUAUCGGGCAAGAUGACAACAGAGACGGCGUCGGAGGACGACAAUUUUGGCACAGCCCAGUCCAACAAGGCCAUUAUUGGAGCGCUGGGCGCCGAGAGGCGGAACCGUGUGCUUUCCGGGCUCUACAUGGGCCGCUCGGACACACAGCUGGUGGUGAGGCAGGCGUCUCUUCACGUGUGGAAGAUCGUGGUGACAAACACGCCCCGCACGCUGCGCGAAAUCCUGCCCACCCUCUUCACGUUGCUGCUGGGGUUCCUGGCCUCCACCUGCUCGGACAAAAGAACGAUCGCUGCUCGUACUCUGGGUGAUCUGGUGAGGAAACUGGGCGAGAAGAUCCUGCCCGAGAUCAUUCCCAUCCUGGAGGAGGGUCUGCGCUCGGACAAGAGCGACGAGAGACAGGGCGUGUGCAUCGGCCUCAGCGAGAUCAUGAAGUCGACCAGCAAAGACGCGGUUCUGGUGUUCUCCGAGUCUCUGGUCCCCACCGUACGGAAGGCUCUGUGUGAUCCUCUGGAGGAGGUCCGAGAAGCGGCUGCGAAAACCUUUGAGCAGCUUCACACAACCAUCGGUCACCAGGCGCUCGAUGACAUCCUGCCCGCACUGCUCAAGCAGCUGGAGGAUGAAGGGACGUCUGAGUUUGCGCUGGACGGACUGAAGCAGGUCAUGGCCGUGAAGAGUCGCUCGGUUCUGCCUUACCUGGUGCCUAAGCUAACAGCUCCUCCUGUGAACACUCGUGUCCUGGCCUUCAUCUCGGUGGUGGCCGGAGACGCCCUGACGCGUCAUCUCGGUGUGAUUCUGCCCGCGCUGCUCUCCUCUCUCAAAGGCAAGCUGGGAACAGAAGAAGGCCUGCAGGAGCUGAGUAACUGUCAGACGGUCAUUCUGUCUGUAGAGGAUGAAGUCGGGCGGAGAAUCGUCAUCGAACAUCUUCUUGAAUCCACUCGAGGAGCAGACGCGGGGCUGAGGCAGGCGUCCGUCACCAUCCUCAACGCAUACUUCUCUCGCACGCGGCUGGAUUACAGCGCUCACUUGCGUACGCUGCUGUCCGGACUCAUGCGUCUCAUGAACGACACCAAUCCAGAGGUGCUCAGCCAGAGCUGGGACACCAUCAACUCCAUCACCAAGAAACUGGAUGCUGGCAGUCAGCUGGCUCUGAUCGAUGACUUGCACCGAGACAUCCGUUCAGCUGCUGCCGAGGUCAAAGGUCAACACUUGCCUGGCUUCUGUCUGCCUAAGAAGGGCGUGACCUGCAUUCUCCCUGUGCUCCGAGAAGGCGUGCUGACAGGAAGUCCAGAGCAGAAAGAGGAGGCGGCCCGUGCACUGGGAGGAGUCAUUAAGCUGACAUCAGCGGAGGCGCUCCGCCCCUCUGUGGUCAACAUCACCGGACCACUCAUCCGUAUCCUCGGAGACCGUUUCGCGUGUUCCGUGAAGACGGCUCUGUUAGAAGCGCUCACUCUGCUGUUGGCCAAGGUGGGCAUCGCUCUGAAGCCCUUCCUGCCGCAGCUCCAGACCACCUUCCUGAAGGCGCUCCAGGACUCCGGCCGGGCGGUGCGGCUCCGGGCGGCCGAGGCCCUGGGUCAGCUGGUCUCCAUACACACUAAAGUAGAUCCGCUGUUCACGGAGCAGCUGGCGGCCAUACGCAACGCAGAGGACUCGGGAGUCAGGGAGACCAUGUUACAAGCCCUUCGCUUUGUCAUCCAGGGUGCAGGGUCAAAGGUCGACCCCGCCAUCAGAAAAAACAUCAUCACAAUACUGCUAGGCAUGCUGGGACACGAUGAGGACGCCACGCGGAUGGCCUCUGCAGGGUGUGUUGGCGAGCUCUGCGCGUUUCUUACAGAAGAAGAACUCAAGAGCGUCUUACAGCAGCAUGUUCUUGCGGACGUGUCUGGUGUGGACUGGAUGGUGCGUCACGGUCGGAGUGUCGCUCUGGCUAUCGCAGUGAAGUCUGCUCCCUCUCAGCUGUGUUCAGAGGAGUACAGAUCCACCGUUCUGGAGGCCGUGUUAUCCAGCGCCACGGCCGAUCGAAUUCCCAUCGCCUGCAGUGGCAUCAGGGCCAUGGGUUACCUGAUGAAACACCAGCUCUGCUCGGAAGGAGGAGAGGCCAUCUCACCUCGUAUCAUCACGCAGUUUGUGAAGUGUCUGCAGAACCAGUCGAGUGAUAUUCGUCUGGUGACAGAGCGUGUGCUGUGGUGGGUGUGUAAGGAGGCGGAGACUCCCGCUCUAGAACCCAAUCUGGUGAAACCGGUCAUCAAAGCCCUGCUGGACAACACCAAAGACAAGAACACCAGCGUCCGAGCCCAGAGUGAACACACGCUGGUCAGUUUACUGCGACUGCGCCAGGCAGAGAGCGGCAUGCAGAGCAUCAGCGUGAUCUUGGACUCGGCCAGUAAUGAGCUUCUGUCAGAAUGUUACAGAAGAUCCCUGAAGAAGAUCUCUGGCCUUCCUGACUCCAAUGAGGAGAUCGAUGACACCAUCCUCACAUGAUUGACAGCAUCAGUCUUUCUCUGGAUCUGAAUGCUUCAGUCACUGAUGUUCUUAAAGAACGAGCGAUUGUGCUUAACAUAUUAGAGACCUGCAUCUGUCAGUUACAAACACACGCGAGCUUUGACUGUCCGUGUCAUUUACGCCAUGAGAAAAGCCUGGGAAAUUAUUUAUUGUGCUAAACCCCUGAAAUGAUCUUAAAUUGAUAUUUCCUUUAUUUGGCUGAUUAUUUGUUUGUUUUUUUAUGAAAAAUUAAGUAUUCAUUUGUGCCAAUUCUUAACAAACAGUGAUGUUUGAAUGCCCCUUGUUUAGUUUUGAGGCUGUUUGUGUGAGCCAUUAAAGACCUAAAGGAUGUGAUGCUGAUGUUCUUCAGUUCGAGCUGUGUCCUCUAAUAAUGGUUGUAUGAAUAAAAGAAAAUGAAACGUUGGUUUAAUAAACGGUUUGAUUUAACCUGA
This is a messenger RNA of Triplophysa rosa, 8563 nucleotides long. It is a transcript of the gene gcn1, whose product is annotated as GCN1 activator of EIF2AK4. Gene Ontology annotation, biological process: cellular response to amino acid starvation; regulation of translation. Gene Ontology annotation, cellular component: cytosol. The record is from RefSeq and is a predicted model, not a curated record. Gene Ontology annotation, molecular function: protein kinase regulator activity; phosphatidylinositol binding; ubiquitin binding. Lineage: Eukaryota; Metazoa; Chordata; Actinopteri; Cypriniformes; Nemacheilidae. The transcript has 57 exons. The coding region runs from base 87 to 8111 and encodes 2674 amino acids.